AUGGGGCGGUACUGUAGCCAAAGACGCGCGCGAGACUCAUCGGUUUCUAUUGUCAAGCGUCGUCAAUAUUAUAACCAAUAUUAUUGGAUCAUGACGUAUAUAACGGAAGGUGUUGUCGUGGAGAAACGCUCGCGAUGGCGUCUAUCAAUCGUGACGGAUGUUGUAUGGGGAGCAAUUAACUUUGUCGGACUCUUUUUCUCGUCAAUAUUUUCCGAUCCAUCACAUACAUUGCGUUCUAAUAGUAAUAUAAGCCAAGACUCGACACGUCGUAUCGUUGGUGGCAAUGGACGUGGAGGUCCACGUCGAAUGGGACAAGUGAACCAUCGUCAAUCAACAUGUGGAAGUUGCUGUGGCUAG
Messenger RNA from Plasmopara halstedii, 357 nucleotides. Its product is annotated as selenoprotein k. The transcript is spliced from 5 exons. NCBI's taxonomy places the organism in Eukaryota, Oomycota, Peronosporomycetes, Peronosporales, Peronosporaceae. The record is from RefSeq and is a predicted model, not a curated record. The coding region runs from base 1 to 357 and encodes 118 amino acids. Gene Ontology annotation, biological process: calcium ion transport; endoplasmic reticulum calcium ion homeostasis. Gene Ontology annotation, cellular component: Golgi apparatus; endoplasmic reticulum membrane.